Messenger RNA from Branchiostoma floridae (Florida lancelet), 3257 nucleotides. Its product is annotated as nebulin-related-anchoring protein-like. The record is from RefSeq and is a predicted model, not a curated record. Gene Ontology annotation, molecular function: actin filament binding. Lineage: Eukaryota; Metazoa; Chordata; Leptocardii; Amphioxiformes; Branchiostomatidae.
AUGGCUGCCCCCAUGAGGAAAGAUCGUGUUCACGGGGGCGACCCUCACGGGCAGACAUGGUUCUAUAUGGGGGUUUUGAGGCACACGAACAAGUACAAGGAGCAGUACAUGAAUGACAAGGGGAAAGGUCAUCAACUGCCCCAUGAUGCCAUGGAUAACAUGAGGGCUAAGGAGGCCAUGGACAUCGCUAGUGAGGUCAAGUAUGUGAAGAAAACUCGUGAUGAGAUGCAGAACCAGAUGUUCACAUCUGUGGACACCCUGGGGAACCUGACAGCCAAGGCCUGUAUGGACAUGAUCAGCAUGGUCAAGUACAAGGAGGAGGCUGAGAAGAUGAGACCUCAGCUCAAGAUGCCUCCCGACCUUCCUGAGGUCAAAUUGGCUAAGGAAGUCCAGCAGCUUCAGAGUCAUCAAAACUACACCAAGGACAGACCUACCAGCUACACCACUGUGUAUGACACCCCUUUCAUCAAGCAAGCUGAGUUGGUGGCUCAACUGCAAAGUGAUAUCCCCUACAAGAAGGAGAUGAAGGAAGCAGAAGUGAAGCAGUUCCCUGUACAUGAGACAGAGCAGUACAAGUACAUGCUGCAAGUGUCUGGAUACCAGAGUGAAAACAACUACAAGGACGAGGCCAAAUACAUCAUGCAUCAGGGACACAGUCAGUACCCCUUCACCCCUGAGAUGUCCAGGGUAGAGGAGACGGAGAAAUUAAAAUCUGAGAAACUAUACAAGGAAAACUUUGAGAAGCAGAGGGGCCAAUACUCUGUCCGUGUGGACGACCCUCAGAUCCUACAUGCAAAGGAAGCGGACAGCCUCCAGAGUGAGAACAAGUACAAGGAACAGUACCUACAGGACAAGCUUAAAAGUCAGUUCUUGCCACUCGAUGCCAUGGACAACAUGAGGGCUAAGGAGGCCAUGGACAUUGCUAGUGAGGUGAAGUACACCAGGCCAACUCGUGAUGAGAUGCAGAACCAAAUGUUCACAUCUGUGGACACCCUGGGGAACCUGACAGCCAAGGCCUGUAUGGACAUGAUCAGCAUGGUCAAGUACAAGGAGGAGGCUGAGAAGAUGAGACCUCAGCUCAAGAUGCCUGCUGACCUUCCUGAAGUCAAGUUGGCUAAGGAAGUCCAGCAGCUUCAGAGCCAUCAAAACUACACAAAAGACAGACCUACCAGCUACACCACUGUGUAUGACACUCCAUUGAUCAAGCAAGCUGAGCUGGUGGCUAAGCUUCAAAGUGAUAUCCCCUACAAGAAGGAGAUGAAGGAAGCUGAAGUGAAACAGUUCCCUGUACACGAGACUCCUGUGUACCUUAACCAGUUACAAGUGUCUGGGUACCAGAGCGAUCAUGUCUACAGGGACGAGGCUAAAACCAUCAUGGAAGAGGGACACAGUCAGUACCCCUUCACUCCUGAGAUGACCAGGGUUGAAGAAGCUGAAAAGCUCAAAUCAGAUAAACUGUACAAGGAAAACUAUGAGAAGAUGAAGGGCCAGUUCUCUGUGCGUUUGGACCAUCCCGCCCUCAUCCAUGCUAAGGAAGUAGCUGAUCUUCAGAGCGAGAGGAAAUACAAGGAACAGUACCUACAGGACAAGCUGAAGAGUCAGUUCUAUCCGGUGGAUGCCAUGGAAAACAUGAGAGCUAAGGAGGCCACAGACAUUGCUAGUGAGGUCAAAUAUACAGACAAGGCUCGCAAAGAAAUGCAGAAUCAGAUGUACCUUGCGGUGGACUCCCUUACUAACAUGUCGGCUAAACUGGUUCAUGAUCUUGUUAGCCAGGUCAAGUACAAGGAGGCAGCUGAGAAGAUGAGACCACAGCUCAAGAUGCCUCCCGACCUUCCUGAGGUCAAAUGGGCCAAGGAAGUCCAAGAGCUUCAGAGCUAUAAAAACUACACCAAGGACCGCCCAACUAACUACAUGACAGUUUAUGACACCCCGGCCAUCAAACAGGCAGAGCAGGCAACCAUGAUACAGAGUGAUAUCCCAUAUAAGAAGGGUGUAAAAGAAGCAGAAGUGAAGCAGUUCCCUGUACACGAGACGUCGCAAUACGAGUUUAUGCUGCAAGUGUCAGGGUACCAGAGCGAUCAUAACUACAGAGAUGAGGCCAAGUACAUUAUGGAAAAGGGACACAGUCAGUACCCCUUCACUCCUGAGAUGACCAGGGUGGAAGAAGCGGAGAAACUCAAAUCAGAAAAACUUUACAAGGAGAACUCUGAGAAGCAGCGUGGCCACUACUCUGUCCGAUUGGAUGACCCUCAGAUCCAGCAUGCAAAGGAGGCCGACAGUCUCCAGAGUGAGAACAAGUAUCGUGAGCAGUACCUGAAGGAGAAAGGCCAGGGCCUCAUGUUACCGCUGGACUCCAUGGACAACCAACGGGCUAAAGAGGUCUCUCAACUUGUCAGUGAGGUGAAAUAUGCCCAGGAUGCUCGUAGGGAAGCUCAAGAGAAGAUGUACAACACGGUGGACUCUCUGACUAGUAUGACUGCUCAAGUGGUCUCACAACUCACCAGCCAGGUCAAGUACAAAGAGAAGGCAGACAAGGAAAGGUCUCAGCACAAGGUGCCUGCAGACACUCCUGAGGUUGCCUGGGCUAAGGAGGUGCAGCAGCUACAGAGCACGAAAAGCUACACCAAGGACAGGCCAACCAACUACAUCCCUGUGUACGACUCUCCUCACAUCAAACAGGCAGAGGAGGCCACCAAACUGCAGAGCUCUCUCCAGUACAGUGACCGAGAUGCUGGCACUUUGCACUCAGAGUUCAGAGGUCAGCGCUACACCCCUCUUGAAACUCUGGAGAAGAAACACACGGACGACAUCAGGAACAUCGUCAGUGAUGUGGUCUACAAGGACGAGGCUAAGGAGAUCAUGCAGAAGGGACACAGUCAGUACCCCUUCACUCCUGAGAUGACUAUGGUGGAGGAGGCUGAGAAGCUUAAAUCAAAUCAUCUGUACCAGGAGAACUACAAGAAGUACCUGACCAACUUCACCAUCCGUGCUGACUACCCAGAGUUUGUGUUCGCUAAGGAGACAUCGGACCUGCAGAGUGAGAACAAGUACCGUGAGCAGUACAACAAGGAAAAGGGCCAAGGUCUUAUUUUGCCCCUGGAUACCAUGGACAACCUCCACGCCAAGGAGGCAGUAGCACUGGCAAGCGAGGUUAAGUACACUCAAGAUGCUCGUAAGGAAGCACAAGAGAAGAUGUACUCUCCUGUAAACUCCCUCACUCUCAUGACAGCCAAGAUGGUCACCGACCUAACUAGCCA